Molecule: messenger RNA, 2393 nt
Organism: Lindgomyces ingoldianus
Lineage: Eukaryota; Fungi; Ascomycota; Dothideomycetes; Pleosporales; Lindgomycetaceae
Exons: 5
Coding region: 1-2190 (729 amino acids)
Biological process (GO): NAD+ biosynthetic process; quinolinate catabolic process; DNA-templated transcription
Cellular component (GO): cytoplasm
Molecular function (GO): nicotinate-nucleotide diphosphorylase (carboxylating) activity; DNA binding; zinc ion binding
Source: RefSeq, a predicted model, not a curated record
AUGGCUGAAGGAGCUCCCGCACAAGGAACGGUUGCGUAUCUUCUUCCUAAUACUUACAAACGGCUAGUCUCGGAAUGGCUGGAGGAGGAUACUCCGAGCUUCGACUAUGGAGGCUUCGUGGUUGGGGAGGACACGUCAGAGGCCAAACUGCUAGGCAAGAGUGAAGUUAGACCCGUACGGAAGUUGUUACUAGGCGAAAGAGUUGCCCUUAACACACUCGCGCGAUGCUCCGGAAUAGCUACAAAGUCCGAACGUCUUCUCGUUCUCCUUCGAAAGGCAGGAUACCAGAACAUCCUUGCGGGCACACGUAAGACAACACCAGGGUUUCGGCUUGUUGAGAAGUACGGCAUGCUGGUUGGAGGAGUCGACCCGCAUCGUAUUGAUCUUUCUGCUAUGACCAUGUUGAAAGACAAUCACAUUGUCGCUGCUGGAAGCAUUACAAACGCCGUCCGCGCUGCUAAGUCUGCAGGUGGCUUCGCUAUCAAGGUCGAAGUCGAAUGUCAAAGCAUCGAGGAGGCAGAUGAAGCCAUCGGAGCUGGUGCAGAUGUAGUAAUGCUGGACAAUUUUACCCCUGAUGGAGUGAAGGUGGCAGCCGCCCAAUUAAAAGACAAAUGGGGAAGGGGUACUGGUGAUAGAAAGGCCUUCUUGGUGGAGGUUAGCGGAGGUUUGACCGAGGAUAAUGUCGAGGGAUACGUUUGCAGGGAUGUCGAUAUUCAAAAUGACCACAUUAUCGUUCCGAACUUCGAGUCACCAAACCUUACCUCUUUGAAAGCUCUAGGAUCUUCUUUCUCUUCCUCUAGUCUUUUAUUUCCAGUAAAUCCUGAUCGGCUGCUAGACCUUUAUUAUGAGAACUUUUACGUGUCGACCCCCAUUACGCUUCCGCUCCGGUUUUUUCGGCAAAGAAUCAUGAUGGGAAACCAUAAAAUGGAGCAUCUACUGCUGGUAAUUCAGUGGAUUGGAUCAAUCUAUGCCCCAUGGACUUCAUCCGAGCCGUUCUAUCAGAAAGCGUACCACGAACUCACUGUGUCCGAACUUCCAAAAACAGGCUUCUCUCUCCAGGCCUUGCUACUGUUUGCUAUCGCGCAACAUCAUUGUGACUUUCGCCCAGAGUCACGGAAAACGUUAGAUGCAGCCGUUGCAUUAGGUCUUGAGUUGCGAAUCAACUCUAAGGAGUUCGCGCAAGACCAUGGGGAGAGGGACCCAGUGCUAGAAGAAUCUUGGCGAAGGACUUAUUACUUUCUUCAUCUUGCCGAUCAACAUUUUGCCGUCGUCAUAGGUAGUGCAUUUUACUCAAUGCGGGAGGUUCUUAAUCUGGUUGAUCUCCCUUGCGAUGAUGAGUAUUACGAAGCUGGCCAAAUACCGCCUCCAGUGACUUGGCAAGAAUACAAAUCAAGGGAGUUCGCUGAAGUCGAAGUGAUCUACUCAUCCCUCGUGUAUCUAUACGAUGUUGCUUCAAUUGUUGCAUAUAUCAUGCGAACAUUCCUUGAAACAGGGGUAUUUGGGGAAACUCUAAUCUCCAACGCAGAGGCAAAGGUUGCCAUAUGGCAAUCGCUGCUCCCAGCUUGCAAGAAGGAUCCGUUACGGCAGGAUGGAACUGUUGACGAGAUCAUGUAUUUAGCACACAUGAUCGCUACUAUUAUCUUGAUGAACACCCACCGUCCCUUCUCUUCACUCUCCUACAGCAUCGAAGAGCUCUCUGUUACCAGCUUCACCUCCCCAAUCCCCUUUUUUGAGCCCCCACUACAAGGCCGCGGCGCACAUACAGCUCGCUCUCUGAAAGCAGCAGAGAUGCAAACAAAACUCCUCGCCAUCCCUUGCGUCAUGGAAAAGCAUCACCUUUUUACCCUGUGCAUAUCUGCCUCUCUUGCCGCGGCGCAAAUAGCAGCCUGCAAUGUCUUGCUAGAAGACCGCGCAUUAUCGAUAGCUCGGGAUCGUAUUCGGUUGAGUAUAGGCGCCCUGAAUGCUAUGGGGAGCCUAUGGCCCCUUGCAAAAAAGAUGGCAAGAGACAUUAGAUUCAUUGCUCGAAGGACACUUUCUAUUCCGCAAAGAAAUCAUUCUGCAGAAGUCGAAGGAACGGCAGAGACUGAAAUCCCAAGAGAUGAUCUGAUCUGGCCUAUCAAUCCCUCCACACAAAUCGACAUGUAUAGCGGCAUAGUUCUGCCGAUGGAUUUGGAUUCGUCGAUGUAUUAAACUUCAUGACACACGGAACAAUGGCGGUCUUAGCUAAAGCAAGGUAUCGAUUUCACCGCUUUUGAAGAACACGAUCCGAAAAUGGGGAAGAGGAGUCUCCCUGAGAACAGGGGAUGCCUGAGGGUGAGGGAGGUUACCAGCGGACCUGCAGGAACCCGCUAUUGAUUAGCGUAUUAGUUCGACUUACAAACUCCUCUCCAAAU